AUGCAGAUAAAAGUUAAGACGAUAGCUGGAAGAGAUUUGGAGCUUAAUGUCGACCCUGAAGAAACCGUCCUAGACCUGAAGCUGAAGAUAGAAAGCAUUGAGCUGAUACCAGCAGAACAGCAAAGACUUGUAAGCAAUGGAAGAAUACUGAUGAAAGAAAAAGACACGCUUUCUAGCCUAAACAUAGUUUCUGGAAAUGUUGUCCACAUGGUGUUAGCCCUGAGGGGGGGAUAG
This is a messenger RNA of Encephalitozoon hellem ATCC 50504, 234 nucleotides long. RefSeq lists its product as uncharacterized. Gene Ontology annotation, cellular component: cytoplasm; nucleus. The transcript has a single exon. The record is from RefSeq and is a predicted model, not a curated record. Gene Ontology annotation, molecular function: protein tag activity; ubiquitin protein ligase binding. Gene Ontology annotation, biological process: regulation of proteolysis; protein neddylation; modification-dependent protein catabolic process. Lineage: Eukaryota; Fungi; Microsporidia; Unikaryonidae. The coding region runs from base 1 to 234 and encodes 77 amino acids.